CAUUUUAGGGAACCACACUAUUGUUUUUGAACAACACCAUUAACUUGCACGAACCUUGCUAUUGAUUAUUAACUUGUUAGUGUUUCCAAAGAGAGAGAUAUAUAGAUAUGGAAGAUAGUAGUAUGAUCAAUAUGCCAGAUUUGGUAUUUGAAGAGAAAGUUGGUAACAAGAGAGUUAGAGAUGGUGAAGAGGAGAUCCAUAAAGGGCGACUCGAAAAGCGGCCAAGUGGAGUCUUGGGUGUGAAUGGCGGUGGAGAUCAUAUCGUAGACGAAGGUGAUCAAGGCGGAGAAAGUGGUGGGAUAAUUGAUACAUUCAUUUCAAAUGUCUUUCACAACAACACAAGUGGUAUAGAAGGUGAAGUGGAAGCUAAUGUGUUUGAUGUUGUUGAAGAUGAAAACAAGAGGGAAGAUUUAGGCCGUGUUGAUGGCGGUGAUGGUGGCGGAGAAGGAGGAGAAGGUGGUGGUGGUGGGAUCAUUAGUGCAUUUUUUUCAGACAUAUUUCACCAAAAUGGAAGUGCAAAUGAGGAUGGUGAUCAAGCAAAAUCCGAUCAUUUGCUCGAUGAAGUUGCUGAGAAAAGCGAACAUUUAGGUGGCGAGGAUGGAGGAAAUGGUGAACCGGUGGAUCUCAAUGCUGAAAAGUUACCGGAGAAGAAGGAUCAAGUAGUUGAUUUGCCUAGUAAAGACUCUAAAGGACCUACACCAAACUUAAAACCAGAUGAUUAUGCCGAAAGAGUGUUUUUCCUUAAUAAUAACUGAAGACGACCUUAUUCAACAUAGGAAGGAUCGAAGUGGUCAAAAUUAAUGUAGUUGAUAGUUUAGUUUAGUUCAGCUCAGUUCAUCAAUGAUGUCGAUCCAGUUAUUGAUAAUUUCAGUUUUACUUUUGUAAGAAAAUUGAUUUCGAAUGAAAAACAUAGUUCCUUAUGUAAUUCUUAAUCAAACAAAUAGAUUUAUAUUAUAUGAUAA
Helianthus annuus (common sunflower) is the source of this 962-nucleotide messenger RNA. RefSeq lists its product as uncharacterized. The transcript has 2 exons. The coding region runs from base 108 to 755 and encodes 215 amino acids. The record is from RefSeq and is a predicted model, not a curated record. NCBI's taxonomy places the organism in Eukaryota, Viridiplantae, Streptophyta, Magnoliopsida, Asterales, Asteraceae.